AUGGCAGGCCAAGAGGACGACUUGAGCGAGCUUUUGUCGUCGAUAACGGCGUCAUCGGCGACAUCUUCUGAGACCAAUUUUGCUUCAACAACGGGGGCUCCUUCACGGGUGCAGAACUCCGCUGCAGAGAAUACGAAUGCAGCAUCUUCUAGCGCUGCUGGCGGAAGUGGUAGCAGUAUACAAUGGGGCCCUGCGAUAACAGCGUCGCCACUGCCAAGUUCGGAGGUGAAUCAAGACAAUGACAAUAACAACAACAACUCCAACUCGGAUCCAGAUCAAGAGUCAUCGGGCUCUGGUCUUUCUGGCAAUGCCAAGAAGGUCAUCAUCUGCACUACUACUAUCGGCGGGACUUUCAUACUCGCCUUGCUCAUAUACGCGCUAUGUCGAAGACGACGAGGUGCCUCGUAUUCCGAGAUUGUGCGCUUCAGACUACAUUCGAGUACAGUUGUGUUGAAUCCCAUGUCGGAAGACGAGCGCCUUACUGCACUGCCUAUAUAUCGACAGGAUCGCAUCUCGAUCCGGUCUUCAAGGCAUCCGUCUCGGCUAGACUUGGCGCAACAAUCUAAGAGAGUACCGAGGAUGCCCUCGUCACUUCGAAAGGAGUGGCGAGUAGAAGAGCCUGUCGAUAGGCCAUCUAGUCGACCGAAAACACCAAAGACGCCGACAAAGCAGGAGGGACGUUCGUUCCUCAAAGAUGCUACGCCCCCAUCCAAGCAAGUGCUCCACGAACCUGAACAAGCCCACGUGCCCUUGAACAGGGUCAGUACUCUGAGCCUCCCUCUCAUGAGGCAUUCAGUACAACCUCAACCACCCACGCAGAACGACACAAUCGAAGAGCACGACCAGCGACAGCUCGAAUCAAUGUCCCCACCUCACAGCCCCGACUCCCAACUAGACCUCCACCAACGCUGGAGCUGGACAAACUCCCAAGCCCCGUCAACACCACGAAUAAAACCACCCACGCGCACAUCCCUCACAAGUCUCCGCCUCGGCUCCGUCGCCUCAUGGGUGAAAUCCCAACGGAACGAUGAGGACGAAAAGCAACGACAGGCCCACAAAAGAGGACUUUCACGGCCUCUGCUGAAGAAUCAGGCCAUCAGACCGGUGCUGGCGCCGGCGCCGCCGAGCAAGAAACUCUCGAAAAAGGGCAAGCACGGCAGGGUAGGCAGCUUGUCGUCGAUUUUCAAGCCGAAUCCGAAUUCGCUGGUGCCGCAGCCUCUGUCUCCGCGGGUGGAGGAGGGGAAUCUUUCUUCGCCGGAGGAGACGAGCAUUGAGAUGAAGGGGAAGUCUUGA
Molecule: messenger RNA, 1293 nt
Organism: Zasmidium cellare ATCC 36951
Lineage: Eukaryota; Fungi; Ascomycota; Dothideomycetes; Mycosphaerellales; Mycosphaerellaceae
Exons: 2
Coding region: 1-1293 (430 amino acids)
Source: RefSeq, a predicted model, not a curated record